UGCUGCUUCAGCUUUAAUAUUCAAAAUCCAAAUUAUAUAAUAUAUUUCUUCUUCUUCCUUGAUUGUUCCUUCUUUCUUUCGCCUAUACAAACAUGUCGGAAUUCGCCGGGAGAUACUCCGGCCAAAAGGCAGAUAAAGCACCGGAAAAAUCCAACUUCUCUCAUACCUGUAAUCUUCUCAGCAAGUACAUGAAGAAGAAUGGAUCCUUCGGUGAUCUCAGCAUCGGAAUCACGGGCUACACUCAGGCGACGGAGAAAUCACCGUCAACCAUGAACUUGUUUCCGGUCACUGGAAAUUCAAGUGCGGUAAAGAAAUCGAAACCGGAAACUGCAGAAAUGACGAUUUUCUACUCAGGCAAAAUGAUGGUGUUCAAUGAUAUUCCAGCUGAUAAAUUUAAGGAAAUUAUUACAUUUGCAGCUGACAAUGAGAGUUCUCAGUAUCAUCACAGCAUUCCCGCAACCGAUUUUACCAAUAAUUUGGUCGUAGCCGAUCUGUCAAUUGCAAGGAAGUCUUCCUUGACCCGCUUUUUUGAGAAGAGAAAGAACAGGCUGACUGCUCGAGCACCUUACUCAACGUCGAGCAAUAAGGCUUCGGCUCUUCCAAAUCUAACCAAUUCAAAGGCGUGGCUCGGGUUGGCAGCUUAAAUUACUCUUCACAUAACUCUGCACUAUUAUGAGUUAGUUUUAUUGAUCUAUUUUGUGUUUGUCUGUAUGGUUAUUAUAUAUUUAUGCACAAAUAGAAUUGCAAAGUCAGCUUAUGAAAAUCUAAAUGUUUUUUAGGUAUUAUUAUUAUAGUUCAGAAUUAUGUC
Molecule: messenger RNA, 808 nt
Organism: Impatiens glandulifera
Lineage: Eukaryota; Viridiplantae; Streptophyta; Magnoliopsida; Ericales; Balsaminaceae
Product: protein TIFY 10A-like
Exons: 5
Coding region: 93-644 (183 amino acids)
Biological process (GO): regulation of jasmonic acid mediated signaling pathway; response to wounding; regulation of defense response
Cellular component (GO): nucleus
Source: RefSeq, a predicted model, not a curated record